AUGGCCGCUCUCGCUGAAACUCAGCAGGGUGACCUAUUGACCUCGCCUGCCCGACUCCGCAAGAUCGACUUGCUUCGUGAUAAGAAUAUCGGGAAAUAUUUGCCCCUCCCCCAGCUUGUUGCAGUUGGUGACCAGAGCUCCGGAAAGUCUUCUCUCCUCGAGAGUUUGACCGGUAUUCCGUUCCCCCGCGGCCAGGAACUUUGCACCCGAUACGCCACACAAAUCACUCACCGCCGUGAGAGGACGAAUUUUAUCAACGUCACCAUUAUUCCGGGGCCCGGGGCUUCUCCGAAUGAAAGGGAAGAAUUGGAGAAAUACCACAGGCCAGUCUCAACAACUUCCGAACUGUACGACAAGCUUCCAACCAUCCUGCUGGAAGUAAACCAGCGCAUGGGCAUUCGAACCCCCCAGAACCCCUCCGGUACCAAGACAUUCAGCGAGGACGUUUUGAAGAUCGAGAAGUGUGGCCCAAAUGAGGACUACCUCACUGUCAUUGACGUUCCCGGCAUCUUCCGCAUCACUACGAACAAUGUCACAACCGAGACCGACAAGUCUAUGGUGCGCAAUAUGGUUCAAAAGUACAUUCGUGAUGACCAGACCAUUAUCUUAGCCGUGUUGCCCUGCGUUGUCGACAUUGCCACGCAAGAGAUUCUAGCUUUGGCGGAGCAGUACGAUCCCACUGGCCAGCGUACUCUUGGCAUUCUCACGAAGCCUGAUUUGCUUCGCGAGACAGCGGGAAAAAUGUUCCGAGGUGGAGACGAUGAGGGAAACGUCUUCGGUGAUAAUGAACGGGACAUCCUGUUCAAAGAUGAGCCCAGGUGUACUCUGCCUCCGGAUCGGCUUGGUGUUGUUGCUCUCCGUCAGCGCUUGCAGCAUCUUUUGGGUGACCUCACAGGCAAGGCGUUUCCGAAGCUUCGUUCAGAGACUCGGCAUCUUCUCUACAGGGCUCAAGAGGAUCUCGCCAGGCUGGGCCGAUCUAGGCAGACAAUGCAAGAGCAACAGCAGUUCUUGGUUAAUGUUGCCAGCGAGUUCCAGAAUCUGGUUCGUACAGCUCUGAACGCAGAUUACUCCUCCUGUGCGGUGUUUGAUGACGACAAAUUUCGUCUCAUUACCAACGUGCUGAAUGCAAUCGAGGAAUUUAGGACCGAUUUCAUUUCGUCAGCUCAUACUUACGAGUUCAUCCGAACUAGCGACAACCAUUCUACAGUGUCCCUGCCCAGAAUUGCCGACGACGGAUCCCCAUUUGAGCGAGUUCCUGACCUGGAUGGUGUCAUCCAGACUUGCAAGUGGAUGGCACAAGCGCUAUACUAUGUGAGCAGAGUCAUUUACAAAAUCCACGAAUUCCUCGUCAACGCUCUGGAGGUCGUUUGCUCGGACAAGAGGGCACGGGAGGAGCUUUUGUCCCGGAUAUCGGAGGACGUCGUGACAAGAUACGAGACUAGCUUGCAACAAGCGAGAUUUCUGGUGAACGUCGAGAGAGACGGCAACCCGUACACCCUGAAUGGUUUCUUUCGAAGGAAACUCGCUGAACUUCAGAGCCGCCGAAUGGAAAAGGAGCUGAGCGAGAAGAAGUCUACUCAGUUUGACAAGAGCAAGGCAAAUCCCGCGAAGGUGAUUUCCAUGGAGGACGUUCAAUCAACAAUGAGAGACAAGGAUGACGGCAAGUAUAUUGCUGAAGAGGUUCACGAUUUGAUAAAGUCGUACUAUGAAGUGGCCCGUGACCGCUUCAUUGACAAUAUCUACCUCCAAAUAAUCACCCACCACCUGGUUUCUGGCGAACAAAGCCCUCUGAGAUUGUUUUCCGAGGCUUGGGUGCUCGGCUUGGCUCAAGAAAGGCUCGACGCCAUCGCUGGAGAGUCGUCGCAAACGCGAUCGCAGCGCGAGAGACUGACCAGAAGGAUUCAAGACCUAAGUGAGGCUGUGGCAAUCCUUCGCUGA
Molecule: messenger RNA, 1938 nt
Organism: Akanthomyces muscarius
Lineage: Eukaryota; Fungi; Ascomycota; Sordariomycetes; Hypocreales; Cordycipitaceae
Exons: 3
Coding region: 1-1938 (645 amino acids)
Cellular component (GO): cytoplasm; membrane; microtubule
Molecular function (GO): microtubule binding; GTPase activity; GTP binding
Source: RefSeq, a predicted model, not a curated record